AUGGCUUCUGUAGGAUACUCUGGGAGUUCGAUACGGUUCCGAAGGCUACAGCCAGCUUUCAACCUGGCAUCCCACCGAUUCCUGAGCUCCGAUAACCGCUUCUUAAAGGUCUCCGAGGAGGUUAGGGAAGCAUUGCGUUCGAAGAGCAGGCCAGUCGUCGCUCUGGAGACAACCAUCUAUACCCAUGGAUUUCCCUAUCCCGAUAACGUUGCCCUGGCCUCACGACUCGAAUCACUAGUCCGUGUGGGCGGAGGUGUGCCCGCUACUAUAGGCGUACUAGAUGGCGUAGCACGCGUUGGUAUGGAUGCUGAGGAAAUCAUCCGGCUCACAGCUUCUGCGGGCAAGAAAGACACUCUCAAGGUUUCCCGCAGAGACUUGAGCUAUAUAUGCGGGUUGGGAGCCGCAGGCAAAAGAUACAAUGGGGGCACUACCGUAGCGGGGACAAUGGUACUGGCGCACCUCGCUGGUAUUAAGGUCUUUGCUACAGGAGGUCUCGGCGGAGUGCAUAGGGGUGCUGAGAACAGCAUGGACAUAUCUGCCGACCUCACCGAGCUCGGAAGGACUCCAGUCACGGUGAUCAGCAGUGGAUGCAAGAGCUUCCUGGACAUUCCCCGAACGCUAGAGUAUCUGGAGACCGAAGGUGUCGGCGUAGCCACUUUUGCCGAUGGAAGAGAAGGAAGCGUGGACUUUCCCGCUUUUUGGUCAAGAGACAGCGGCUCAAGAAGUCCAACGACCAUACAGGAUGAGCAAGAAGCCGCCGCCAUCAUUCAUGCUCACCACGCCCUCUCCUUUUCGUCGGGUUUACUGCUGGCAAAUCCAAUACCGGCCGACGCCUCCGUAGCAAGGUCGGAUAUCGAUGGCAUCAUUGAAGAUGCAAUCAGGGAGGCCACUUCUGCUGGUGCAUCAGGCAAAGACAACACUCCUUUCAUCCUCGCAAAGAUCAAGGAGUUGACCGGAGGGAAGAGUGUCGUCGCCAAUAGGGCUCUUAUCGAAGGCAACGUCAAGCGUGGUACUCUAGUGGCGAAGGAACUGCUUAACCUGGAGAAGAUGGAGCAAGCGUCUGAUACGUUUGCAGUGCCGGCUUGGCCUUCAACGCUGAAGUCAAUGGUGGCACCAACCUUACCUGAAGCCACAUCCAAUGCAGCUGAUGUCGCCGCAUCGGAAGGGUUGGGAAAACCUAUAGCGACACCAAAAGCCGACAUUGUGGUUGCCGGCGCUUUAGCGAUAGACUUCUCAUGCGACUACGCUCCGCUGCCAGGCGCGAUAGACCAAAUAGCACCUCAAUUACAUACCUCGAACCCAUCCAUCAUUACGCAGACACUAGGUGGCGUAGCGCACAACAUCGCCAAAGCUGCCCACUACAUGGGCGCAUCAGUCCGCCUCUGCAGUGCUGUUGGCGACGAUUUAAGCGGCCGUGCGGCCGUUGCCCAGCUCUCCUCCGAGGGCCUACAGACAGGUGGCAUCAAAGUGCUUGACGCCUCGACAGGCCAGCGAACAGCACAGUACGUAGCAAUCAAUGACGCCCAUAAGGACUUGACCCUCGCCAUGGCCGACAUGUCGAUCAUUGAGCAGCCAGAUACCUGGAACUCAGACCGGCUGGCGCAUCUCCAAGCCGCAUCCCCGAAAUGGGUCAUUGUCGACGCAAACUGGGAUUCCACCAACCUCCACGCCUGGCUGACGGCCGCCAAAUCUUUGGGCGCCCUGACAGCUUUCGAGCCGGUCUCGACCGCAAAGUCCAUCCGGCUCUUCCACGGCUACUCUCCAACAUCCGCGCCCACCUCAUCUAAAUAUCGCCCCACAUCCACCAUCCUCACCUUCCCCAACCAGAUCGUCGACCUCAUGACCCCCAACAACCACGAACUCCACGCCCUCCACACUUCCGCGCGGUCCCUCGGCCUCUUCGACAGUCCCAGCUGGUGGAGCACCAUCGACAGUCUCGGGCUCCCCUCCUCAGGCUCGCGGACCGCGCUUUCAUACCUCACGUCCCCCGCUCUUGUCAACGAGGGCAUCCCGCAGAUGAGCAUCCAGCUACUGCCCUUGGUGCCCUGUAUCCUGACCAAGCUCGGUCCGAGGGGCGUGCUGCUGACUCAGCUCCUGCCCGCAGGCGACGAGAGGUUGUACGGCCCGGAUGACGCGCCGUAUGUGCUGGGCCGGGACAGGACAGGGAGUGAGACGGUUGGGGGGCUGUAUAUGCGGUUGUUUGAGCCGGAGGAGGUGAUGGGGCCGGGGAAGGUGGUUAGUGUGAAUGGGGUUGGGGAUACGUUUUUGGGGGCGUUGGUUGCGGGACUGGUACAUGGGGCAGGGGAGAGGGAGGGGCGAAGGAGGGUGGAAAAUUGUGUGGGGCUGGCGCAGAGGGCGGCGAGGUUGUCGUUGGGGUCUAAGGAGGCUGUGAGUCCUGAGUUGGUUCGGCUUGGGCGAAGUGCAAGAGGGAUAUAG
This is a messenger RNA of Coniosporium apollinis CBS 100218, 2436 nucleotides long. RefSeq lists its product as uncharacterized. The coding region runs from base 1 to 2436 and encodes 811 amino acids. Gene Ontology annotation, molecular function: pseudouridylate synthase activity. The transcript is spliced from 5 exons. The record is from RefSeq and is a predicted model, not a curated record. Lineage: Eukaryota; Fungi; Ascomycota; Dothideomycetes.